Molecule: messenger RNA, 508 nt
Organism: Leucoraja erinaceus (little skate)
Lineage: Eukaryota; Metazoa; Chordata; Chondrichthyes; Rajiformes; Rajidae
Gene: rpl35a
Product: ribosomal protein L35a
Exons: 5
Coding region: 130-462 (110 amino acids)
Biological process (GO): cytoplasmic translation; ribosomal large subunit biogenesis
Cellular component (GO): cytosolic large ribosomal subunit; ribosome
Molecular function (GO): structural constituent of ribosome
Source: RefSeq, a predicted model, not a curated record
AAUGUAUUUUUUUGAUAUCUGGUUAUUCGCCAGCGCCUGGUCUUCCAGUAUCCCGGCGGGCCAUGCGGCGGCCUCUUCCUCCAUCUUGAUUUACAGGGCGGACUGGUCCGGCUGCCUGGCGCACUCGCAAUGCCUGGAAGAUUGUGGUGCAAAGCUGUUUUUACUGGCUAUAAACGUGGCCUUCGAAACCAAAGAGAGCAUACAGCUCUAUUGAAGAUUGAGGGCGUUUAUUGCCGUGAUGAGACUGACUUUUACCUGGGCAAGAAAUGUGCCUAUGUCUACAAGGCAAAGAACAACACUGUCACCCCUGGUGGUAAACCGAAUAAAACCCGUGUCAUUUGGGGUAAAGUGACUCGUUCUCAUGGAAACAGUGGCAUGGUCCGUGCCAAGUUUAGAAGUAACCUGCCCGCGAAGGCUAUUGGGCAUAGGAUUCGAGUGAUGCUGUACCCAUCAAGAGUUUAAAGUAAAGGUGUACAUAAAUUGAAAAUAAAUAGUAAAUUGGUCUAAA